Messenger RNA from Cladocopium goreaui, 312 nucleotides. Lineage: Eukaryota; Dinophyceae; Suessiales; Symbiodiniaceae. The record is from the annotation of a GenBank genome assembly.
AUGGUCAAGUCGCUCGUGGCCUUGGCAUUUGUCGCUCUCAAUUUGGCGAUCUGUGCCUUCCUCCAGGGCUGUGGUUCGGAGACCACAGCCGCCCCCGUGACGGUAGCAGCUGCUACUUGCGACAUGACCGCGGUGACAAGCUGUGCGCAGACGGCGAGUACAAGCUCAACAGACCCCUGUCAGAUCUCCUCGGCCUCAAUCGCAUGCUAUUCCAGCUGCUGCACAUAUGCUGAAGCGCAAACAGCCCUGGAUGCGGCUGUCUCUGCUGCAGCAGCAAUUCCGAAUUGCAAUCUUGUGAGCCCCUGUGCCUGA